This is a messenger RNA of Coturnix japonica (Japanese quail), 3766 nucleotides long. It is a transcript of the gene NAF1, whose product is annotated as nuclear assembly factor 1 ribonucleoprotein. NCBI's taxonomy places the organism in Eukaryota, Metazoa, Chordata, Aves, Galliformes, Phasianidae. Gene Ontology annotation, biological process: ribosome biogenesis; box H/ACA snoRNP assembly; pseudouridine synthesis. The record is from RefSeq and is a predicted model, not a curated record. Gene Ontology annotation, cellular component: sno(s)RNA-containing ribonucleoprotein complex. Gene Ontology annotation, molecular function: RNA binding.
CAGUCAAAACCUUAACGUGUUCAAUUUAAUCACAGAGUUUACUAUCCGUAAUAAUAAACCAGAGCUUUCAACUCAGCACUUCUUUAUACAAGCUUUUAAUGAAAGGCUGCAAGGAGGGGGAAGCACCCGCCUCCUGCGCAUGCCUCCUGCGCGUUACGCCGUGGGAUGGCCGGAAACCACGUGGGGCGCGGUGAUGGCGGCACAACAGGAGGUGCUGGAGCGGCUGCUGACCCUCACGGUGGAGCCCAGCUCUGUCGCCGAGGCGCCGGGCGUGGAGGAAGGGGAGCAGAGGUCGGCGAACUCUCCGGGCCCUCCAGAUAGCGAGAAGGGUGGCCCAGACCAGCCGCCCAUCGCUGAGGGAACGUGCCCUUCCACGCCGCCCACGGAGGCUCCCGGCGAACACGCCGCUUCGGACUCGGAGAGUGAUACAGAUUCAGAUAGUUCAUCAACUACAUCAUCCUCUUCAAGUUCUCCUUCGGUAGUAUCUGAUGAUGAUGAUGAUCAUCCGAAUGAGAAGGAUAACAGAACACACUGUGUUCGAACAAAAGAUGAGUUGCCCCUUGAUGAACUGCCUCCAGUUGAAGAUUUAAAUGUAAUUCUGCCUGAUAAUGUUGAACUGAAGCUUUUUGGGACGGUUUCCAGUAUCAUUGAGCAGCUAGUAAUAAUUGAAUCGCUGAGAGGCCUACCUCCAAUAAAUGAGGAAAGCAUAAUUUUUAAAGAAGAUCGGCAAGCAGCGGGAAAGGUAUUUGAAGUGUUUGGUCCUGUUCAGCAUCCCUUUUACGUGUUAAGGUUUAACAGCUCUGAACAUAUUAAAGCAAGAGGUAUUAAUGUGAAAGACAACAUGUACUUUGCUCCAUCAGUGGAGGACUUCACCCAGUACAUAUUUGCAGAGAAACUACAACAGGAAAAAGGGUCGGAUGCAUCUUGGAAGAAUGACCAAGAACCACCACCUGAGGCCUUGGACUUCAGUGAUGAUGAAAAAGAAAGAGAGGCAAAACAAAAGAAAAAGAAGCCACAAAAUCAAGGAAGGAAGAAAGUCAAAACAGAUACAAAUGCAUCAAGUGAGUAUAAAGGACUUAAUCAGCCAGUGCAACAGCCUGCUUCAAGUUAUUCAAGGGGAUACCAUGGCAGAAGAUUCUCUGGGGAUCCAUUUCCUUCUCCAUCAGGACCCCCAGGAUUUCCUAGACCACCCAUUAGACCACCACAUCUAUACUCUUCAGACAGCAGGAUACAUCAGGAGUCUCCAGUGUUUCCACAACCUCAUAGAAAAGAACAUCCAAUGAUGCAACAGUAUCCCUUUCCUCCUCCCGUUUUUGGUUCUGUUAAUGAGAUGCAUCAAUUUCACCUUCCGCCUUCAAACCCAAAUAUGAUUUGGACAGGCCCAAACAUGUAUAACUCGUAUCCAUUUUUGCCACCUCCGCAGCCACCACCUCCACCUCCUCCAGAUAGCCAUCCUCAGUUCAGGCCUUACUAGGUUUCCAUAAACGUGAAUUUAAUUAAUUUAAUUAAUAAAAAUGAAAAACAUAGGAUGUUGCAGUUUAGAGGGAGGAAGAAUAGGAUGCCUAGAUCAUGUUUGCUUGUUUUGGAGAUAUUUUUUUCCUGCAAGAAUGAAACAAAAACAGAGUUUAAUACUUUGUGGGAUGUCCACAAAAUAUUUUUCCUAUGUUCUUUUUGUUUCAAAGAAGAAAACUGUAUAGAAAAAAAAAUAAUCUGUUAUCAAAUAAUGGUUUAUUAUUAUAACUUCUAUCAAUUUAGGAUGCUAACAAAUAAAACAUUUUUGGAGACUGCUAUUUAGUGCUUGAAAUCUCUUCAUUAAUUGAAUUUUAAGUAACUGUUUUGUGGUAAUUGGGAGUAUUUGGUGUAGCUGUUAUUAAUAGUCUUAGUUAUGCUGCUGUGCUAAACGCUUUUUAUUUUUGGCAAAUUUUAAAAUUAUUUAUAUGGAAAAUAAAAAUCAGACCUAAUUUUUAAUCUAGAUUUACCUUUGUUUAUACAAGUUAUAAAUGCCUGCUCUUCAACUUCUAACACUUAUUUAAUUUCAUGUUAACUGAAAGAAUGGAGCUGGAUUAUCUGUUUUAAUUGAUGAGAGUAGCUAGAUCAGAGUUUGAACCAGACACUAAAUUACUUGGUCAGAUCUGGUAUUCUACAAUAGCUAUAGAAGGACAACACUGAAACCUAUUGACUAAGAUACUUUAAGGUUAAUAUUAGGAUGUAACUGCAUAGAGUGGGAAAACUAAAGGCAAUAGUAACUUCUGUAGGUUGUUUUGCUAUGCCUAGUGCUGAAAUGCCCAUGGAUGCGUAUAGCAUUUCUAAGAAGUCAUCAGACCUUAGAGAGAUGAUAUUUAAUUUCAGACCCUCAUUGAUUGCAUUUUGGACUCAAAAAGCAUGUGGCACUGGAUUGGCUAGGUUUUUCCUGCUGGCUUCUGGGAGGGGGUAGAAUUGUCAACCAAAAGCAGUUUAGAACAAGCUCUUCCAGGCCAAAGUUGCAAUUCUGCAGUUGCAAUUUGUUUGUAUCUGAGGAUGUGGCUCUGACUGACUAGAAUAAAAACAUUUAGCUUUGCAUAAAGGUGUGUGUGUGGGGGGGGUAACAGGAUCAUAAAAAUUGCUUUUUUCACAUUGAAAAUAUCAUUAAUAGUUAUAUAAUUGGACAGAGUGUUUAGACUUGUACAGCAAUUGUUUUUAAUCUCACUCAUUGGCCUCAUUAGGUUCUCUGGAUAAGUAUUUAAAGGCUAAUUAAGCUCUGCAGGUAUUGUUUUUUUAUCUUGAAUUCCAAAUAAGAAUGAAGCGAAACUUUAACAUGUAAAUGAGGUACUGUCAUCUAAAGAGGCUGUUAAAUCUGUAAAUCUAAUUCAUAGUUUCUUUUAUAUACUGACUGAAGUUCUAAGAUUUAUUUCAUAGGUGCUCAACUGAGGAAGGCUGCAUAGAUCUCAAAUAUGAUUGAUAGUAAACAGAAGGAGAGUUCUAUAUAUACAGCAGCGUCAAAUUCUGUUUCAGAACAGUAGCAUUUGGUAGUUUGGUUCUUGCAGAUUUUUUUGUACAAAGACUGUCUAGUAUUCAUUUAAUGUAAAUGCAUACAUUUUGCGAGGGAUGAAGGAGGUGAAUUUCUGUCUGAGUUGUAACCCAAGUAUUGCUAUUGGGAGUGACAGGUGUUAAGCUUUGUAUUGAGUUCUCAAUAUAGCUGCAGUUAAUACCAGGUUUGGUUUAUCUGAAGUUAACUCAGUUGGAGUUUUAUUUUUACUUUGUUUAGCUGUGAAAGCAAAUUGUUAUGACUGGAUGAAUAUGAUUAAUUUUAUGUACUCUUAAUUGUACUGUAUACAGUACAAUUUUAUACUGUGUAGAAAGUGAGUUUUGUUAUGAUGUAAGCUCAGUUUUUAAUGCUUGGAUAUAAUCUGCAGUACACUGCAGGACCUUUGCUUGGAAUUCACUUUAGUUCUUGAUGAUAACAUUAUUUGAGAGCCAGGUACUGUUGCUGAGUUUGAAAUAUAUAAUGAAAUAUGUUGAAAUAAUUUUUUUUUUCUUUGUCUAACCAAAUUUGGGGUUUUUUUUGUUUUUUUUUUUUUGUUUUUUUUUCUGUAAAACUUUAACACUUGCAUGCUACUUCAGUUAGUAUUUCUAUUACAGAUGCAUAAAGAUAGAAAGGUUCGAAAUGUUUUCCUUCUGGCUAUUGAUGGCUUCCAGUCCUGAUGCUUAUUAGGAACUCACUGUAGUUUGUUUCCAUUCAAUAAGAUGGUUGGGAAGUUUGUAAUAAAAUGCUGUUUUUGUGUGUGUG